AUGGGCUCUAUCUGGAACGCUUUCACUGGCGGCAACAAGUCCGGCCACCAGCAGCAACAGCAGCAGUCGCAGUCAUACCAGCCCACAACACAAGAACCCGCGCACUACUCCUCCUACGACCCCACGGAAGGCCAGGGCGUCGAGUCCUUCCUCCAGAGCUCUACCUUUGCCGACCCCUCGCAAUUACAUCCUCUCGCCGGCCUCAACAGAGAUACGCUCGAAUAUAUUUCCCUCGAGGACUCAGCCUUGUCCGAGUUGCCUGGUGGCCAAUCAGUCCUGCCCUCUCGUGGCUUCACAGAUGACUUGUGUUACGGUGCCGGAGUCACAUACCUGGGUGGCCUGGGAGUUGGAGGUGCUUGGGGUCUGCAGGAGGGUCUCAGAAGGUCGGCCGGCCAGCCUCCCAAGCUGCGAUUGAACGCUGUCCUCAACUCGGUCACCCGACGAGGACCUUUCCUCGGCAAUUCGCUGGGUGUCGUUGCUAUAAUUUACAACUGCACAAACUCCUUGAUUGGAACCCUUCGUGGAAAGCAUGAUGCUGCAAACACUGUUCUCGCUGGUGCGCUGAGUGGUAUGCUCUUUAAGAGUACCCGCGGUCUUCGUCCCAUGGCUAUCUCUGGUGGUAUUGUUGCCUCUGUAGCUGGUGCCUGGGCUAUUGUGCGACGAUCUUUCUUCCCUAUCCCCGAGCCCGUCACUCCAGUUUCUGAUGAGCUCACUCUGUAA
Fusarium venenatum is the source of this 720-nucleotide messenger RNA. Its product is annotated as Tim17/Tim22/Tim23/Pmp24 family-domain-containing protein. Gene Ontology annotation, molecular function: transmembrane protein transporter activity. Gene Ontology annotation, biological process: protein import into mitochondrial matrix. The record is from RefSeq and is a predicted model, not a curated record. NCBI's taxonomy places the organism in Eukaryota, Fungi, Ascomycota, Sordariomycetes, Hypocreales, Nectriaceae. Gene Ontology annotation, cellular component: mitochondrial inner membrane; TIM23 mitochondrial import inner membrane translocase complex.